Molecule: messenger RNA, 1929 nt
Organism: Mesoplodon densirostris (Blainville's beaked whale)
Lineage: Eukaryota; Metazoa; Chordata; Mammalia; Artiodactyla; Ziphiidae
Gene: B4GALT3
Product: beta-1,4-galactosyltransferase 3
Exons: 8
Coding region: 263-1453 (396 amino acids)
Biological process (GO): carbohydrate metabolic process; galactosylceramide biosynthetic process
Molecular function (GO): glycosyltransferase activity
Source: RefSeq, a predicted model, not a curated record
CAGCUCCCGCUUCCAAGAUGGCGGCAGAGGUUUCUGUCCGGCUGUCGGGGAGGUGGUGACGACUGGCUGCAGAAGGUCAGCUGGUCCUAAGAUUGCUGUUGGAGUGCUGGAUGGAGCCUUUCUCUGUCCUCUGUGACAUUUCCAAUUUUAUAUAAUGCCUCACAUCUCUGCUCCCCCGGGGCCCCGUGGAGUCCCCAUGAUCCUGAAGAAGGCAGCUUGAACCUAGCACUCUCCUCUCUCCCUCUCCAGACUACACCCCAGGAUGCUGCGGAGGCUGCUGGAGCGACCCUGCACUUUGGCCCUGCUUGUGGGCUCCCAGCUGGCUGUCAUGAUGUACCUGUCGCUGGGGGGCUUCCGAAGCCUCAGCGCUCUAUUUGGCCGAGAGCAGGAGCCAACAUUUGACUACUCUCAUCCCCAUGAUGUCUACAGUAACCUCAGUCACCUGCCUGGGGCCCCUGUUGCCCCAGGGGGCCCCCCAGCUCCUCAAGGUCUGCCCUACUGUCCAGAACGAUCUCCUCUCUUAGUGGGUCCCGUGUCCGUGUCCUUUAGCCCAGUGCCAUCACUGGUAGAGAUUGUGGAGAGAAAUCCCCGGGUGGAACCGGGGGGCCGGUACCGCCCUGCAGGGUGUGAGCCCCGGUCCCGAACAGCCAUUAUUGUGCCCCAUCGUGCCCGGGAGCACCACCUGCGCCUGCUGCUCUACCAUCUGCACCCAUUCCUGCAACGCCAGCAGCUUGCUUAUGGCAUCUAUGUCAUCCACCAGGCUGGAAAUGGAACAUUUAACAGGGCAAAGUUGCUGAAUGUUGGGGUGCGGGAGGCCCUGCGUGAUGAAGAAUGGGACUGCUUGUUCUUGCAUGAUGUGGACCUCUUGCCAGAGAACGACCACAAUCUGUAUGUGUGUGACCCCCGAGGACCCCGGCAUGUUGCUGUUGCCAUGAACAAGUUUGGAUACAGCCUCCCGUACCCCCAGUACUUUGGAGGGGUCUCGGCGCUCACUCCUGACCAGUAUCUGAAGAUGAAUGGCUUCCCCAAUGAAUACUGGGGCUGGGGUGGUGAGGAUGAUGACAUUGCUACCAGGGUACGCCUGGCUGGGAUGAAGAUCUCUCGGCCCCCCACAUCUGUGGGACACUAUAAGAUGGUGAAGCACCGAGGAGAUAAGGGCAACGAGGAAAAUCCCCACAGAUUUGACCUCCUGGUCCGAACCCGGAAUUCCUGGACUCAAGAUGGGAUGAACUCACUGACAUACCGAUUGCUGGCUCGAGAGCUGGGCCCUCUAUAUACCAACAUCACAGCAGACAUUGGAACUGACCCUCGGGGUCCUCAGACUCCCUCUGGUCCCCGUUACCCACCUGGUUCCUCCCAGGCCUUCCGUCAGGAGAUGCUGCAGCGCCGGCCCCCAGCCAGGCCCGACCCUCUGCCUGCUGCCAACCACACAGCUCCCCAUGGUUCACACUGACUCCUCCUUAAUCAUGAAACUGAAUCAGAAGAGUUGUGUUCUCCCCACCCUCAGCUCCUCACUGCUCUUAGAGGGGAUGUGGGGGAAAUGAACUCUACUGCCAUGCUGGGGGCAGGGGCCUCUCCUCACUGCUGGACUGGAGCUGGGCUCCUCUAGCCCUGGGGGUCCCUCUUUCUAGGGUCACCAGCCAGGGCUUAUGACUGUGAAUCCUCGAUGUCAUGAUUUUCUGUGAUGACUCCUAGGAGUCCCCUGCCCAUGGGGUAAGAGCAGGGCUGGACCCCAAAUCCCUUCCUCUUCCAUGGAGAGAAGAGUGUUCUGACUUCUCCCGGGACCUCUGUGAAUAUUUAUUCUAUUUAUGGUUCCCAGGAAGUGUGUUUGAAGGAAGCCCCUCCCAGGGUACUUUCUGCCAGUGCUGGAGUAGCUCCCUCUUCUGGACCUUGCUCAGGGGGCUGGGAUUUUGAUAUAUUUUCUAAUAA